Molecule: messenger RNA, 1035 nt
Organism: Pseudo-nitzschia multistriata
Lineage: Eukaryota; Bacillariophyta; Bacillariophyceae; Bacillariales; Bacillariaceae
Source: the annotation of a GenBank genome assembly
AAGCGGCGCGAUUUUCGAACGAAAGCGUCUUCGCGCUGGCAAUAAUACUCAGUACGAUCCAAAUAGGAAAACGCAUCACGAAGCACGAUUUGUAACAAAUCUUCUACGUUGUCUACGGAAAAGCAGCUUCACUCUCGAUUACUCCCAAUGCUCCCACAAACCCAAAAUCAAAUACUUUGAAAACAUCAAACUAAAUUUCCAACAUGGCUAAGACCCCAUCCAAGAAGGCUGCCCCAGCCAAGAACGCCCCUAAGAAGGCUGCCGCCAGUGGCAAGAAGAAGAAGCGUGUCGAAUCGUACUCCACCUACAUCUACAAGGUUUUGAAGCAGGUUCACCCCGACACCGGUAUCUCCAAGAAGGGAAUGUCUAUCAUGAACUCCUUCAUCAACGAUAUCUUCGAGCGCAUUGCCGGCGAAGCCGGAAAGCUUGCCACCUACAACAAGAAGGCCACCCUUUCCUCGCGAGAGAUCCAGACCGCCGUCCGCCUCAUGCUUCCCGGUGAGCUCGCCAAGCACGCCGUUUCCGAGGGAACCAAGGCCGUCACCAAGUUCAGCUCUGCCUAAAUAUUCAAUCAUCAUUGAUCAACAGUUCGAUCCAAAGAUCGAACGCUAACCAAAAAAAACAAACCGGAGAUUUUAAUCUCCACAUUUGAAAACAGACACUAUCACUACGAAACCUUCAUAUUAUUUUGUGCCAAGCCACUAUUGAGUUUCUGAACAGACUAUUAACGGCAUGGGUAUGAGACAUCACAAGGCAGUGAUCCUCAUUAUUGAGGCGUCACCCGACGAGCCCCAAUGCUUGACGGAAGCAUAGAAGUACUCUCACGUAGAUAGUACGAAUACGAACGCGAGAUUUCUGUUGUUGCCAUAGCCACGUUUGACCAGCGCGAAUACGAGUGACCGAUUUUCAGAUAACACUAUUUUUUUCCCGCCUGUCCUCGUCAGUAUGAUGUAACAAUCGAUAGAAAGUUACUAAUUUAUUCCUACGUCACUGUACAACCUAGAAGGCAUAAGAUGAUAGUCAAUUUUUAAACCU